AUGAGUGGCCAGGAACUGGUCAUUUUAAAUGUGGGAAGAAUCAUAAGAUUUUGUACCAUAAAGCAGUUUCCUGCCUCUAGGUGGACAGGAACAUUAGAUGGUGGCCAGGAAUUCAAGAAGAUUGGUAGCCAGAUUUUUGCAGACAGAGAUGGUGAUUUAUUUAGUUUCAUCUUAGAUUUUUUGAGAACUCAAUGGCAUAUAUUACCCACUGAUUUUUCAGACUAUAUUAGGCUUCAGAGGGUGUUUUUCUAUGAACUUGAUUCUCUGGUUGAUCUCAAAAAAGAACACCUGCUUCAACCAAGACCUGCUCUUGUGGAGGUGCAUUUCCUAAAUGGAAACACUCAGGCUUUUUUCAGGGUGGUUGGCUCUUGGCAGCAAAAACAAUUGAGAUGCUAAACGGAGGAGGAUUACAAUGUUUAUAGAGCACCUACCUUGUGUAGUAAUCCUUGCUCUCCUCAGAUAACCUUAUUUCCACUGCCUUCAUAAAAACCCUUCUAUGACCUGGUUUUGCUGUGAGGCUCAUACAGCAUUACUGAUAACUAAAUUGUAGUCAGGUAUGUUUCUAUAAAACCUGAUAACCAAAAAUUGGCCAAUGGAACUGAUGUCCUCAGCUUACUGAUUGACACUUUAUUAAAGGAAGGCUUCCAUCUGGUCACCCCUUGAACAGUAUCCUCUGAAGAAAAAACUGAAUGCUAUGGCUUUGAAAGGAAGAAAAGGCCUGAAGCUCUGUCCCUGAACAAAAGUGAAACCAGAGUCUCUGUCAUGCCAGAAAAAUCUCAGAAAAAGAAAUGAGUUUUUUUGUUCUCUUUUAGAAUAAAGGAAUUGCCAUUUU
Phyllostomus hastatus (greater spear-nosed bat) is the source of this 832-nucleotide messenger RNA. RefSeq names its product potassium channel regulator (gene KCNRG). The record is from RefSeq and is a predicted model, not a curated record. Lineage: Eukaryota; Metazoa; Chordata; Mammalia; Chiroptera; Phyllostomidae. Gene Ontology annotation, biological process: negative regulation of delayed rectifier potassium channel activity; protein homooligomerization. Gene Ontology annotation, cellular component: endoplasmic reticulum.